Molecule: messenger RNA, 3754 nt
Organism: Synchiropus splendidus (mandarinfish)
Lineage: Eukaryota; Metazoa; Chordata; Actinopteri; Syngnathiformes; Callionymidae
Product: V-type proton ATPase 116 kDa subunit a 1-like
Exons: 22
Coding region: 184-2799 (871 amino acids)
Biological process (GO): vacuolar acidification; proton transmembrane transport
Cellular component (GO): vacuolar proton-transporting V-type ATPase complex; vacuolar proton-transporting V-type ATPase, V0 domain; plasma membrane
Molecular function (GO): proton-transporting ATPase activity, rotational mechanism; ATPase binding
Source: RefSeq, a predicted model, not a curated record
AUAUGUUUUCAGCUUUCAAUCUCUAAUUGGAUCGGCAUUUAUUUUGUGGGUCUGCUCAAGCCUGGCUAGUAUUUCCGUUUAAGAUUACGUUUGACUUAACGUUUGAUUUCGUACCGCAGCAUCCGUCAUCCCGACGCACAGGCCAUCCAUUUCAUCGAAUUGAGUCGAGGUGACUGAGCCACCAUGGGGGAGCUGUUCAGGAGUGAGGAGAUGACCCUGGCGCAGCUGUUCCUCCAGUCAGAGGCUGCCUACUGCUGCGUCAGUGAACUGGGAGAACUGGGGAUGGUCCAGUUUAGAGAUCUCAAUCCAGAUGUGAAUGUGUUUCAACGGAAAUUUGUCAAUGAAGUGCGCAGAUGUGAGGAGAUGGACAGAAAACUGAGGUUUGUGGAAAAGGAAAUCAAGAAGGCAAACAUCCCAACUGUUGAUACGGGUGAAAACCCUGAGGUUCCUUUUCCAAGAGACAUGAUCGAUUUGGAGGCAACCUUUGAGAAGCUGGAGAAUGAAUUGAAGGAAAUCAACACUAACCAGGAAGCCUUGAAGAAGAACUUCUUAGAGCUGACAGAACUCAAACACAUUCUUCGUCGUACGCAGCAGUUUUUUGAUGAGAUGGAAGAUCCCAACCUUUUGGAAGAAUCGUCAGCACUCAUGGAGGGCAAUGAAGGAGGACGAGGGGCUCCUCUCAGGCUGGGGUUUGUGGCUGGUGUGAUCAGCCGCGAAAGGAUUCCUACUUUUGAGAGGAUGUUGUGGAGAGUGUGUCGUGGAAAUGUGUUUCUCCGGAAGGCUGAGAUUGAAGACCCACUGGAGGACCCAACCACGGGCGACCAGGUCCACAAGUCGGUCUUCAUUAUUUUCUUCCAAGGUGACCAGCUGAAGAACAGGGUGAAGAAGAUCUGUGAAGGGUUCCGGGCUUCCCUGUAUCCCUGUCCAGAGACCCCCCAGGAAAGAAAAGAGAUGCUGGCUGGGGUCAAUAGUCGUAUUGAUGAUCUUCAAAUGGUCCUGAACCAGACGGAGGACCACCGGCAAAGAGUGCUGCAAGCAGCCUCCAAGACCAUGAGGGUUUGGUUCAUCAAGGUGAGGAAGAUGAAGGCCAUCUACCACACCCUCAACCUCUGCAACAUUGACGUCACCCAGAAGUGUCUCAUCGCCGAGGUCUGGUGUCCAGUCUCCGACCUGGACUCUAUUCAGUUUGCUCUACGCCGGGGGACGGAGAGGAGCGGGUCGACAGUCCCAUCCAUCCUCAACAGGAUGCAGACCAAACAGACUCCGCCCACUUUUAACAAGACUAACAAAUUCACAUCAGGCUUUCAGAACAUUGUUGAUGCUUAUGGCAUUGGAAACUAUCGUGAAAUUAAUCCAGCUCCGUACACCAUCAUCACCUUCCCCUUCCUGUUUGCCGUGAUGUUCGGGGACAUGGGUCAUGGCCUGCUGAUGACCUGUGCUGCCCUCUACCUGGUCAUCCGCGAGAGCCGUCUUCUCGCCCAGAAGAGUGACAAUGAGAUGUUCAAUAUGGUGUUUGCUGGUCGCUACAUUAUCCUGCUGAUGGGAGUCUUCUCCAUGUACACUGGCCUGAUUUAUAAUGACUGCUUCUCCAAAUCACUCAACAUGUUUGGCUCCGGGUGGAGCGUCAGGCCCAUGUUUGGAGCCAAAGGAGCGAACUGGUCGUUCGAGACACUUGAUUCAAAUGCAGUGCUUCAGUUAGAUCCUGCCAUCCCUGGUGUGUUCAACGGACCGUAUCCACUGGGAAUUGACCCGAUCUGGAAUGUGGCGACAAACAAGCUGACCUUUCUUAACUCCUUCAAGAUGAAAAUGUCUGUCAUCCUUGGCGUGAUCCACAUGAUCUUUGGAGUGUCCCUGAGUCUCUUCAACCACCUGUACUUCAAGAAGCCCCUCAACAUCUUCCUGGGUUUCAUCCCUGAGAUUGUUUUCAUGUCCAGCCUUUUCGGCUACCUAGUCUUACUGGUCUUCUACAAGUGGACCGCCUAUGAUGCCUUCACCUCCAAGGAUGCCCCGAGUCUUCUCAUUCACUUCAUCAACAUGUGUCUCUUCAACUACAGUGAUCCCACAACAAAGCCCCUCUACAGUGGACAGAUGGGGAUCCAGGUUUUGCUGGUCCUGAUAGCCCUUGCAUGUGUUCCCUGUAUGCUGGUUGUGAAAACUAUGGUGCUGCGGCGCCAGCACUUGUGGAAGACGCAUCUGUCACAGAUGAGGCAAGAAACCCCAGCAGAGAGUCUAGAGCAGUCUUUAGGGAAAACAGACGUGUCCUCAUCAUGCACCGGACUCACCCAACAGGGCACGCAGAAGUUUGGAGGGGUGCGUGUGGGGAAUGGGCCCACAGAGGACGAGGCUGGCAUCAUGGACCACGACCAGCUCUCCCAGCACUCUGAGGAAGGGGAGGAGCACUCAGAGGAGGAGCCGUUUGACUUUGGAGACGUGGCUGUGCACCAGGCCAUUCACACCAUUGAGUACUGUCUGGGAUGCAUCUCCAACACGGCGUCCUACCUUCGUCUCUGGGCUCUCAGUCUUGCUCAUGCACAGCUGUCUGAGGUUCUGUGGUCCAUGGUCAUGCACCUGGGUCUGUCCUCUCGGAGUGGAGGUGGCUUCUUCGGCUUGUCCAUCAUCUUCGCUGCGUUUGCCACCCUCACAGUUGCCAUCCUGCUCAUCAUGGAGGGCCUGUCAGCUUUCCUGCAUGCUCUGCGUCUGCACUGGGUGGAGUUCCAGAACAAGUUCUACUCGGGACAGGGCUUCAAGUUCGUCCCCUUCUCUUUCGAGAGCAUUCUGGACGGUAGAUUCGAUGAGUGACGCGGCAGAGCAGAGACUCCGAUCAUGUCCGUUUGUCCGUGUGCAUGAAUUCAGCUGUAACCCUCUGUGUCCCCCUAGUGGCAACCUGUGAUAUUGUAUUAUGUGCUCAGUACAAGAAGCAAACUGGCCCGUCGAACUUGACCACAGUACACCCAAAAUAAUCAAUAAUAAAUAAUAAUAAACCGUGGGAAAUCAUUGCAUCAUAUGCGCUUACAUUUGCAUGAGUGAAAGAUUUAAAUGUUUUCUUUGAUAAAUGAUGUUUCACUGUGCGGCGCAAUUGAAAAGAAUAAUAGCACUAUGGGGGAUAAUAAGAAAUAUAUUUAUAAAAAAUAAAUACAUAUCAGUGGAGAGUAUAUUUCCAAGUAAUGAAAUGAACAGACGACGGUAGAGAAUAUAAUAUGCUACAGUGAAAAUGUGCGUUAUGUUUGGACGUAUUCUCCAAUAUAUUAAAUUAUGAAUAUAAAGCUUUAUCAAGAUUUUAACUGCAUUGCUACCUCCCUUAAUAAAAACGGUUGCGGUGUCCCUGAAAAAUAAACAUAUCAAUGUUAUACUGUUUGGCAAUCCUGAGUCAUGUGACUAGAAUGUGGACAAUAUAUAUACAGUAACUGAUGGGUAAAAGGCCUGUGGCAACACACAACAAUCUGAAUGAUGUGAGAAUGUGUAACAACUCGUGCUGUGAUUUCUCUCUGAUCAUUUUGUGUGAAAUAACUGUAUUUGAUGUGCUGAGUAAGAAAAGGGGCUUGUUGUGUACCAAGUUAGUCCCAACACGGUAACAAAGAGAGAAGAAAAACACGUCAGAGACAACAGACAACUCGCUGACACUUGUGGACCGGAUUUUUUUUCCAAAUGAUUUGGAUCUAACAUUCAGUGCCAAAAUAUCAGAUAACAAAUUUUUAAAAACGUAAACGUAUUGUGUCCCAAAAACAGUCCUAAAUAAAAAUGUGUGUCAAACCUA